Molecule: messenger RNA, 602 nt
Organism: Leptopilina heterotoma
Lineage: Eukaryota; Metazoa; Arthropoda; Insecta; Hymenoptera; Figitidae
Exons: 3
Coding region: 1-531 (176 amino acids)
Biological process (GO): detection of chemical stimulus involved in sensory perception of smell; sensory perception of smell
Cellular component (GO): plasma membrane
Molecular function (GO): olfactory receptor activity; odorant binding
Source: RefSeq, a predicted model, not a curated record
AUGUGGACACCGUACGAUAUAAAUUACAGACCAUUUUAUAUACUGUCAUGUGUACACGAGGGAGCAGCUGCAAUUUUAUCGGCCUGCGUAACAAGUUCAGUCGAAACUUUAGCUUUAGUAAUAAUUUUGCAACUUUGUUCGCAAUAUGAUAUUCUCAUUCAUCGACUAAAUUAUCUCUCGAAAAUUUCUGCAAUAAAUCAUCAAUUACAAUUUUCCACUCUUCAUUAUGAGGAGAAAAUUAUUAAGGACGUUGUUCAACUUCACACGCACAUGUUUUCAAUAGGGGAAAAUUUGAACAAAUUAUUUGGAUCAAUGAUUUCCGUUCAAUUUUUUUCAUCAAUGAUAAGUAUUGGUUCGGCCACGUAUCAAUUAACAAAAAUCUCUCAAGACGAUCUUAAAUAUUGGAUAUUAAUUUUUCUUCUCAUGUGUACAUUACUGCAAAUGUUUUUAUACAGUUAUUUUGGAGAAAAAAUUAGAUCCAAGGUAGUGAAAUCAACAUACACUGCAUACAAUUUAUUAAAAGGCUUUUAAAAUUUUAAAAUGUACUGAAGAAUGUAGAAGUAACGAAAAAUUGUAGUCUUUGUAGAUUUUAUUGCCACAUG